AUGCUACGUCAAAUCACAUACUCCACAACGCGCUUCGGUAUCUACGAAGAAUUGAAGUCGCGCGUUGCCUCACCUACCUCAGACCCGGCCGCCACACCAAGCCUUGUUACUCUCAUCGGCAUUGCCUCUGCCUCCGGAUUCAUUGGUGGCAUUGCAGGCAAUCCAGCUGAUGUAAUGAACGUCCGCAUGCAACACGAUGCAGCCCUCCCUCCCGCGCAGCGCCGCAACUACCGAAACGCAAUCCACGGACUUGUCCAGAUGACCCGGACAGAGGGAUUCAGUUCUCUUUUCCGCGGAGUGUGGCCUAACUCCACCCGCGCAAUCCUCAUGACUGCCUCGCAGCUCGCUUCUUACGAUACCUUCAAGCGCAUGUGUAUUGAGAAGGCCGGUAUGGCUGAUAAUCUGGGCACGCACUUCACGGCUUCGUUCAUGGCAGGCUUCGUCGCUACCACUGUUUGCAGUCCUGUGGAUGUGAUCAAGACUCGUAUCAUGACGGCUUCUCAUGCCGAGGGUGGUGGUCAAAGUAUCGUUGGCCUUUUGCGUGAUAUCUGCCGCAAAGAAGGCCUAGGAUGGACUUUCCGUGGUUGGGUGCCUAGCUUCAUCCGUCUUGGUCCCCAUACCAUUGCCACUUUCCUCUUCCUCGAGGAACACAAGAAGCUCUACCGCAAGCUGAAGGGCAUUUAA
Penicillium expansum is the source of this 684-nucleotide messenger RNA. RefSeq lists its product as uncharacterized. NCBI's taxonomy places the organism in Eukaryota, Fungi, Ascomycota, Eurotiomycetes, Eurotiales, Aspergillaceae. Gene Ontology annotation, biological process: thiosulfate transport; oxaloacetate transport; succinate transmembrane transport. Gene Ontology annotation, molecular function: succinate transmembrane transporter activity; antiporter activity; thiosulfate transmembrane transporter activity. The record is from RefSeq and is a predicted model, not a curated record. The transcript has a single exon. Bases 1 to 684 code for a protein of 227 amino acids.